AUGUCCAAACGGGCAAAUGAGGCUGCCAGCGGUGAGACGAAAUGGAAGAAAACUUUUAUCCCACUAUUAAUUCUCAUCAUCAUACUAGCGGUGAUCCUCAUCUUUAUUUUAAUUUGCUGCUUCUACUUGAUUGAGGCUGACAGGGUGAUCGACAGCCGAGCAGCCGUAGCCGCAGCUCCAAGAGAGGAGAAA
Messenger RNA from Strongylus vulgaris, 192 nucleotides. The record is from the annotation of a GenBank genome assembly. NCBI's taxonomy places the organism in Eukaryota, Metazoa, Nematoda, Chromadorea, Rhabditida, Strongylidae.